Molecule: messenger RNA, 6090 nt
Organism: Mus musculus (house mouse)
Lineage: Eukaryota; Metazoa; Chordata; Mammalia; Rodentia; Muridae
Gene: Naa15
Product: N(alpha)-acetyltransferase 15, NatA auxiliary subunit
Exons: 20
Coding region: 308-2905 (865 amino acids)
Cellular component (GO): nucleus; perinuclear region of cytoplasm; cytoplasm
Source: RefSeq, marked validated
GUCGGUCUUUUCAGUUACCACGUGAACCGCCGACGGAGACCCGGGAGGGGGGAGGUGGCGGCGGCGUUAAGUGAGAAAGGGGGAAAAGGAGGAGAGAGAGAGAGAGAGAGAAAAAAAAGAAAAGAAAAAAAAAAAGAGGCGAAGGGAGUGUCAGGACAGGGCGGGCGCGGCGACCCCGGAGGCCUAGUGGCGGCGGAGUGAAGGCUUCAAGGCUGAAGUGAGCUCGGGAACGGCAGUGGCGGCGGCGGGCGGACAAACGGACUGAGCGAGCCGGGCGGUGGCGGGAGCCGCGGGAGGAGCCGGAACCAUGCCGGCCGUGAGCCUCCCGCCCAAGGAGAACGCGCUCUUCAAGCGGAUCUUGAGAUGUUAUGAACAUAAACAGUAUAGAAAUGGAUUGAAGUUCUGUAAACAAAUCCUUUCCAAUCCCAAAUUUGCAGAGCAUGGAGAAACCCUGGCUAUGAAAGGAUUAACGUUGAACUGUUUGGGAAAAAAGGAAGAAGCUUAUGAAUUGGUUCGCAGAGGUUUGAGAAAUGACUUAAAGAGUCAUGUGUGUUGGCAUGUUUAUGGCCUUCUUCAAAGGUCAGACAAGAAGUAUGAUGAAGCCAUUAAGUGCUACAGAAAUGCACUGAAAUGGGAUAAAGACAAUCUUCAGAUCUUAAGAGAUCUUUCCUUACUGCAGAUUCAAAUGCGAGAUCUUGAGGGCUAUAGGGAAACAAGAUACCAGUUGCUUCAGCUUCGGCCUGCACAGAGAGCAUCAUGGAUUGGUUAUGCUAUUGCUUACCAUUUAUUAGAAGACUAUGAAAUGGCAGCAAAAAUUUUAGAAGAGUUUAGGAAAACACAGCAGACAUCUCCUGAUAAAGUGGAUUAUGAAUAUAGUGAACUCCUCUUAUAUCAGAAUCAAGUUCUUCGGGAAGCAGGUCUUUAUAGAGAAGCCCUGGAACAUCUUUGUACCUAUGAAAAGCAGAUUUGUGAUAAACUUGCUGUUGAAGAAACCAAAGGGGAACUUCUGUUGCAGUUGUGUCGUUUGGAAGAUGCUGCUGACGUUUAUAGAGGAUUACAAGAGAGGAAUCCUGAAAAUUGGGCCUAUUACAAAGGCUUAGAAAAAGCACUGAAGCCAGCUAAUAUGUUAGAACGGCUAAAAAUAUAUGAGGAAGCCUGGACUAAAUACCCCAGGGGACUCGUGCCAAGAAGGCUGCCCUUAAACUUUUUAUCUGGAGAGAAGUUUAAGGAGUGUUUGGAUAGGUUCCUAAGGAUGAAUUUCAGCAAGGGCUGUCCACCUGUCUUCAAUACCUUGAGGUCUUUAUACAGAGAUAAAGAGAAGGUGGCAAUCGUAGAAGAACUAGUAGUUGGUUAUGAAACUUCUCUAAAAAGUUGUCGCCUAUUUAACCCCAAUGAUGAUGGAAAGGAGGAACCUCCAACCACAUUACUUUGGGUCCAGUACUAUUUGGCACAGCAUUAUGAUAAAAUUGGUCAGCCAUCCAUUGCUCUGGAAUACAUAAAUACUGCAAUUGAAAGUACACCAACAUUGAUAGAACUCUUUCUUGUAAAAGCUAAAAUCUAUAAGCAUGCUGGGAAUAUUAAAGAAGCUGCCAGGUGGAUGGAUGAAGCCCAGGCCCUGGACACAGCAGACAGAUUUAUUAAUUCCAAGUGUGCAAAAUACAUGUUAAAAGCCAACCUGAUUAAAGAGGCUGAAGAAAUGUGUUCCAAGUUUACGAGGGAAGGAACUUCAGCGGUAGAGAACCUGAAUGAAAUGCAGUGUAUGUGGUUCCAGACAGAGUGUGCUCAGGCAUACAAAGCAAUGAACAAAUUUGGUGAAGCACUUAAGAAAUGUCAUGAAAUUGAGAGACAUUUUAUAGAAAUCACCGAUGACCAGUUUGACUUUCAUACAUACUGUAUGAGGAAGAUCACCCUUAGAUCAUAUGUGGACUUAUUAAAACUAGAAGAUGUACUUCGACAGCAUCCAUUUUACUUCAAAGCAGCGAGGAUUGCUAUUGAGAUCUAUUUGAAGCUUCAUGACAACCCUCUGACAGAUGAGAACAAAGAACACGAGGCUGAUACAGCAAACAUGUCUGACAAAGAGCUAAAGAAACUGCGUAAUAAACAAAGAAGAGCUCAAAAGAAAGCCCAGAUAGAAGAAGAGAAAAAAAAUGCAGAAAAAGAAAAGCAGCAACGGAAUCAGAAAAAGAAAAAGGAUGAUGAUGACGAAGAAAUUGGAGGCCCCAAAGAAGAGCUUAUCCCUGAGAAACUGGCCAAGGUUGAAACUCCAUUGGAAGAAGCUAUUAAGUUUUUAACACCAUUGAAGAACUUGGUGAAGAACAAGAUAGAAACUCAUCUUUUUGCCUUUGAGAUCUACUUUAGGAAAGAAAAGUUUCUUUUGAUGCUACAAUCAGUAAAGCGGGCAUUUGCUAUUGAUUCUAGUCAUCCCUGGCUUCAUGAGUGCAUGAUUCGACUCUUUCAUUCUGUGUGUGAAAGUAAAGACUUACCCGAAACAGUUAGAACAGUAUUAAAACAAGAAAUGAAUCGUCUUUUUGGAGCAACAAAUCCAAAGAAUUUUAAUGAAACCUUUCUGAAAAGGAAUUCUGAUUCAUUGCCACAUAGAUUAUCAGCUGCCAAAAUGGUAUAUUAUUUAGAUUCUUCUAGUCAAAAACGAGCAAUAGAGCUGGCGACAACACUUGAUGGAUCCCUCACCAACAGAAACCUUCAGACUUGCAUGGAGGUGUUGGAAGCCUUGUGUGAUGGUAGCCUAGGAGACUGUAAAGAAGCUGCCGAAGCCUACAGAGCAAGUUGUCAUAAGCUUUUCCCUUAUGCUUUGGCUUUCAUGCCUCCUGGAUACGAAGAGGAUAUGAAGAUCACAGUGAACGGAGAUAGUUCUGCAGAAACGGAAGAACUGGCCAAUGAAAUCUGAACAUCAUUAAACAAGCAAAUGGAAUGACUUUGGACCAUAUCUAGUGUAUAAUAUUUUUGUCACGCACCUGCUGCAUUGCUCUUACUUACACAGAAUGAGAGGAGUAAAUGUUCUUGCCUUCAAAUAGUCUUACGUUUUUUAUCCUGCUGAAAACUAUAUAUAAAAUAUCUAACAUUACAGGAUAUAGGUUCAGUUUCUUAAAAAAUUAAAAGCUGCUAAAAUUGAGGGGUUUAAAAGAAAAAAAAAAUCCGUAUCCUAUUCCUACCUUCCCUUCCCAUGUUUUUAACUAAUUUAUAUAAAAUCUGGAGGCUAUAACAGCUAACAUAGCAGGUGUGUGGCAGAAAUAUUACUUUAAAUUUGUCUUGUGAGAUUUUGCUAUAUCUCAGACAGCAUAAAUAAAUGCUGUUUUAGCACUGGAUUCUUUCACUGAGCACAAAGAGUUGUUGGGGCUUUAGCAUCUGCCUGAUUCUGUUACGGGGUUGGUGAUUGACCAUAGGAAGUAUGCAAUGUGAAUCACUGUGUACAGAGCCGUCUACAACACAUGCUUGACGUUGUAGAGACUGGGACACAUAGCUACCAAGCGGAUUAAGUGAAACCUAGAAGGUGUUCAGUACGUGUGUUGUGUUUCCAAAAUUCACUGUACAUGAUCAGUUUGGUGUUCUUGUACCACAGUUUUUAACCGAAGGAACCAGUUGGAACAAUCUCAAUUUAACUAAAACUUGAAGAACUAAAAUAACAAUGCAAACCUUUAGCAUUGUUUUGGCCAAACUUGUUAAAACUGUAAUGCAAGAACCAAAUGCACUGUGAUGUGGCACCAACUAAUUAGCAAGCAUGAAUUUUUCACCUGAGAGUGAAAAAAGAAAACUCUACCAUGGCUUGAAGUUACAGAGCAGAACUCCUGACUACCAUUCUAUGACUGAUGAAGAGACUAAUAGCUAAAACCUCAGCAGGCCUUGUUCACGAUAUGCAGAAAAGUGCUGCAGUUUAGAUACCUCUGGAACUUUUCCACAGUGUCACAGGUUUGUAAUACUUGAAGCCCUUCAUUUCUAAGAAUAUAUUUCUCGCUCAGUUGUUUCAGGCAAGCCCAAGACUUUGUAAUUUUUAAAGGGCCCAAGAUUUUUUUUUCAAUAACAGACCAGCUUCUUUUUCCUGCAGUUACAAAUGUAAUUUCUUUUUUUUUUUGUUGUCAAACAUAAGGUACCAAAUAUGCAAUAAAUUGUUUUGAAAAACAGUUGUGUGAAUAUUUCCACUAACCUGAGUUGGGCUUCUGUGAAAUGCACAGGUGGAAACAGAGGUUGCAAGCCAGAGGCAAUGAAACACACUGUAGGGCUAGUAUAGAGGGGAGCUUUUAGAGCCGGCUAAGUGGUGGUGUCAGGAAAGUUCCAGAACUAAGCAGAAUGCUGCUCCUUUGUUCAGAUUUCACUGAGGCUAGGAUGGUGGCAGAUCCUGUGAAUGUAAUUCAAAUCAGAAAGGAAAAGUAAACAUGACCAUUUGGAUUGGGAAACCGAGCCUUAAACAAGUCAAACCUGUACACUGAGAACGAGCCUCAGGCUUAAUAUUUCUUUAUGUUUGCAAGGUCUGAGCAAUUAAGUUCAAUGAAUUAAGUGUAUAUAAAAUAGAACUUUUGUAGUAUUUUAGUUAUACAUAGUACAUACACUAAAGGGAAUUUUCAGAAGAUCAGAUCCUUUUAUUUCAUAGUACAUGAUCUGCAUUCCACAUCCCAGUCUAGCAGGUUAGUGAUGCAAAGAUACUUCCAGUCUGAACUUCAGUGCUUACACAGGCCCUGUCUCAGGAACAUCUUAACAGAUGGCAAAAAAAAGUGAGCAGACUUUACGAAUUUUUCUCCUAUGAGUGGCAACUAAGGUUCCUGUUGUUUGGAAAAAACACUAGUGGUAUGUCCGCUACUAAUUCAGUGUUGGAGGAGGCACCAGCCAUAUAGUAGGGGUGUGUGUGUGUGUGUGUGUGUGUGCGCGCGCGCGCGCGCGUGUGUAUUUGUUUAAAUUCUACUGUAUAUCACCAUGAAAUCUGUCUGUUUGUCUUGACAAUGUUUAAAUGAUGUAGAUUGUCUUAGAAUGAAUACUCAGAAGUACUCAGAACUCCGAUUCCGAUGCCACCCGAGAGGAGUCAGACUCCUGUCAUGUAUAUUGUAUUCCAACCAAUUUACUGGAACUAUUGAAUAAAUCUUUAUUUUCUUUCAGGUUUAUUUGACAGUGGAUACAUUGUCUGGUGUCACAGGACCUUGACUGGGUUCACCUAAAACAUUGUACUUUACUCUGAGUAUAUAUUUAUUUCAACUGGAUCAUUUCACAUUUACCCCGUUGAUAUUCAGUUAAUUAUCAGUGAUACUGUGGGGGAAAACAGGGUUAGAUAAACAAGUUGGAAAAAUGCAGUGUGAUGUUGUAAUCUAAACAAGUGCCUUAUGUUUAUUGCUAAGAACUGGUGUUAUCAACCCUUUUACUAAGAAGGGUCCCUCGGCCUGUAUUCAUGUAGGAAAGUGAAGAGCCUUCUGUUUUCUUCAUAGUCACUUACUGUCAUGUCUCAUUGAAAGUUACAAUCUGACGAGCUUAGUUUACUUAGCUUUAAUUAGAUAGGUGAGUCAUACAUUUUCACCAUUUUUUCCUGUAUUUAUUAUGCACAAUAAAAUGAUCUCUAAUAGCAUGACUAAAAGUAGUGCCGAUGUUGCUGGAAAGCUUUCUGGGUCGUACGAGGCCCUGUUUUUUCACCGUGAUUGUACCGCAUGCUCUACUACUCUCAGCUGUGAAGUGAAAGCUGUGAAUGUAUGAAGAGCUCAGAAAACCAUGGAGUGUUGUGACAAACUCACAUCCUUUCUAAUCAAUUGGUAAGACUUUCUGUUGCCGGGCAUAGCAUCUGUUUGGGGAAAGCUAAAAGGGAAAUACUGAAAAUGCUAGGCAUUUGUUAUUUUAGAUAAUUACUGUCCUUGGAUUCUGCAGGUCGACCUUCCUGAUGGGAGGAGUCUUCCUAUCUGCAUCGUGCUCCUGGUUCUUACAUUUAAGGAUUCUUACUACCGUUUUGCUGUUGUCUAAGCUUUGCUGAACCCAUUGUUAAGUCUAAGACACAAACCCAUGAAAUGGCUGUGUUGCGCCAUAGGAAGCAGAAAUGGUUUCAGUUUCUGCUGGUUGAAAAUUGAACAACUUGUAGCAAUAAAAAGCUUUUGGAAAAGGUUA